Microplitis demolitor is the source of this 3689-nucleotide messenger RNA. RefSeq names its product annexin B9. Gene Ontology annotation, molecular function: calcium-dependent phospholipid binding; calcium ion binding. Lineage: Eukaryota; Metazoa; Arthropoda; Insecta; Hymenoptera; Braconidae. Bases 509 to 2107 code for a protein of 532 amino acids. Gene Ontology annotation, cellular component: cytoplasm. The transcript has 8 exons. The record is from RefSeq and is a predicted model, not a curated record.
UCAAACUAUUUUACUUCCAACAGUCCAAACUCUAGUCAAUCAUACAUUUAAUUAAAAAAAAAUCUCUUGCCAUUCAUUUAAUAAAAUUACUGAUUGGUUCUAUAAAAGUAAAACGUCAUUACGACGUCAUCGUACCACUUCAUACCAUCUCCCCAUUCUUUGUAUGACUCAAUUUAGUUUCAGUAUAGUAGCAGUACACGAAUUCACACAUUUAAAUUCUCAGUAUUUGACGUCAUUGAGUAUAACUUCUGUAGAAUUUAUAUUACAAGGUUUUGUCGGCCUUGUCAAUAAGCUCAAUCACCAGAACCCAAGCAAACUACUCAAUUUAUUACUAAACAAAAUUAUAGUUUCACAUUUUCAGUAGGCCACGUCAGUUGCUUUCUGUCAGUCGUUUCAUAACCCGCUGAAAAAAUCAGUUAUUCAAUCUUGUGAAUAAAAUAUUUAUUUCAUUUUAUUCGUUUAACCAGAUAUCAAAUUCAAGUUUAAACAGCACUAAAAUCUAGGCAUCAUGAGCUACGGUUAUCAGGGUCCACCAAUGCCGUUCCCAGGACAAAAGCCGACAUCUUUUGAAGCACAUCCUGGUGCAUCUUCUGCCCCUGGAGCUCAACCUUAUCCUCAAAAUAAUUAUGGAUUUAAUCCAGUCCCAGCGCCAUUUAAUAUGCCGCAGCCUUUUGCGUCUCCAUACCCAUCAAAUCCGUACCCGCAGACUAAUCCAUCGAUGCCUUAUCCAAAUCAAUCAGACUUCUCUUCUCCAUAUCCUUCGAUGCCUCCAAAUGCUGCAUAUUCUUAUCCUAUGAACCCUGGACAAGCUCCUCCUCAAAACCCUACGCAGUUUUGUCCUGAUAAAAAUCCAGGAUUCCCAGCACAGCCUUACGCACCUCAGUCUUACCAUGGCAUGACUUAUCCUAGUCAACCAGCUAUGAAUCCUGGCAUGGGCCAUCCUAGUCCUCUAAGCAUGACUUAUCCCAGCCAACCAGCUAUGAAUCCUGGCAUGGGCAUGAAUAGAAACUAUCCUGGAAAUGCUAGUUCUCACACUAACGCUUACCCUGGAUCCUAUCCUGGGGGUCAAGGGGCAGGAGGUUAUCAAUUUGCUCCUUCAAUGGCUACUAUGUCAUCUUACCAUUCUUCUGCCUCUGCCCCCAAGAUGUCUCCAGUAAAUCCAAAGCCAUCUCCAACGGUAGUACCAUUCCCUGCUUUCAAUCCUCGAGAGGAUGCUGAAGUUCUUCGGAAAGCGAUGAAAGGAUUCGGUACUGAUGAGAAAGCGAUCAUUAAUGUCCUUGCCAAUCGAACAAACCUCCAGAGACAGGAAAUAGCUUUCCAGUUUAAAACACUUUAUGGAAAGGAUUUGAUAAAAGAUUUGAAAUCUGAGCUCACUGGAAACUUUGAAAAUCUUGUUGUUGCGAUGAUGACACCGAUUCCUAAUUAUUAUGCUACAGAACUUCAUGAAGCUAUGUCUGGAAUUGGAACUGAUGAAUGUGUUCUAAUUGAAGUCAUGUGCACGAUGUCUAAUCAAGAAAUUCAUAUGAUACGCCAAGCAUAUGAAUCUAUUUACGGACGUUCAUUGGAAGAUGAUCUUCGUGAAGAUACUUCCGGUUGCUUUAAACGUUUAAUGGUUUCACUGUGCUGUGGACAUCGUGAUGAAUCAUUCGAGGUAAAUCAAAGUGCUGCAAUGGAAGACGCUAGAAGACUUUUGCAAGCUGGAGAAUUACGUUUUGGCACCGACGAAUCUACUUUUAAUGCCGUUUUGGUACAACGUAGUAUUCCACAAUUGAAACAAAUAUUCGCAGAGUAUCAAAAUAUAACUGGAAAUUCUAUAGAAGAUGCUAUCAAAAAUGAAUUCAGUGGUGAUAUUGAGAAAGGUCUUCGUGCUAUUGUUCAAUGUGUAAAUCAUCGUGCUGGAUUUUUCGCAAAACAACUUUACAAAAGUAUGAAGGGAAUGGGAACUGAUGAUCGAAGACUCAUUAGACUUGUCGUCACACGUUCUGAAAUCGACAUGGGAGAAAUAAAACAAGCAUACAUCCAACAAUAUGGAAAAUCAUUAGAAGAUGCCAUAUCUGGUGAUUGCUCAGGACAUUAUAAAAAAUGUCUGUUGGCAUUGAUCGCUUAAAUGAAAACUUAGUACUUAUCACGAAGGUAUUUUGCAUUUAAUCAGAAAUUAUCGAUAAUUAUUCAAAAAUAUUUAAUUCUGCUUAUUAUCUUAAUGAACAAAAAAAUAAGUUAUGAAAGUAUUAAAAAAAUGAUAAAUUUGUGCCAAUCAAAAGUGAAAUUAUAUUUAGUGUUAAAAAUAGAAUCGUCAAUUUCGAAAAAGGUAUCUCUGAAAAUUGAUAUUUCUUAGGAGCAGAAAAUAAUUUUUUAAAAUUAUUAAGUAAAGAUUAAAUGACGACACUAAAAGUGUAGUAAAGCUAUCAAGUAUAUUAAUUUAAUUAGUAUAUUAUAAAGUACUACGAUCAUAAAGGAAGUUUAUAAGAACGUGCUUUCUAUUGAUAUCAGUUCGAUAAAUAUAAAAAGUUUGAGAAAAAAACUUUUUUUUGAAUUGACGAGUAAAUUAAAAGCGAGGCCUUCUUAUUCAAGACGUUGCAAAUGUUGGAAAGUAAAUUUAAAAAAAAUACCUGAUUACAGAAUGAUAGAGUAUAAUUUAAAAUGUUAAAUAUUUAGAAGUGACUCAGUCUAUUUGGUCUAUAAAAAUAUCGUUUUUGUUAAUUUUUUUUUCAAUCAUUUCAUUAACCUGGAAAAUUUGAAAAUGAAAAUAAAAAUAAAAAUUACAAAGCUUUGAAAAGUAUAAAAAAAAUUACUGAACUCAAACUCAAAUUUCUUCCAACAUUAAUAAGAUUUUCAAUUUUUCUUUUUUUUUAUUAAGGGCAUUUUUAGUCAGUGUUCCCUCCCUUUUUGAAAAUAUUCCAGACUCGGAUCAACAGUAUUAAAAUUUUAUUAAUAAAUUAAAAAAAAAUUAAAGCAUUAAUUGAAAAAAGAUCAAACUUACAAUUUUGCCAAGAUGUCAAUUUAAAAUAAAAUUAUUUUGAAUUGUUAUCAGGUAGGAGUUUAAUAAAAUUCAGUAAGUAAAUUUUAGCUUCAAAAAUUUGAAAUUUCAAAUUAUGAUUUUUUACUAAAAUUUAUUUUCCAAAUUUCGUUUAACUCCUAAUUGAUAUUAACUGUAAGUAAUCUUUUAAAAAAUCUAUACCUCGGCGAAAUUGCAACUGCGUUGUCCUUUUGUCAGUCAACACUUAACCAUUUUUUUUAAUUAAUCAUAAAAUUUAAAUCUGGUCCUGACAGUAGAAGGUCAUUGAAUAAUUUUAAAAAGGGUGGGUGUGGGUGGGGACUGUCUGGGAAUGUCCUUAAAUCCGACGUCAAUAAAGUGAAUGUAAAAAACAUAAAUCAAACCUCCUGAGAUCCGAACAACAAUUUUUUAAUUUUCUAAGCUGAGACGAGUAUUAUUCAUUAGAAUUUUUUAUUGUUAAAAAAUAAAUAUAAAUUUAAUUAUUAAUAAUUAUUUUUUGAUCGCUAUACAUGUUGACAUUUAAACAUUUUAUUGAUAAAUAUUUGACGAUAAAAUAGGGUUUUGAGGUGAACUAUGGUAUAUAUUUAUAAUAAAGACAACAAUAAACCUCAAAUAUUGUAAAAUAUUUUGUUCACGAUGUAUGAUAUAUAUAAAUAAAUUUCAGAGAAAUAAUAAAUAAAAUAUAUUGUAUUGA